Molecule: messenger RNA, 918 nt
Organism: Ornithorhynchus anatinus (platypus)
Lineage: Eukaryota; Metazoa; Chordata; Mammalia; Monotremata; Ornithorhynchidae
Product: vomeronasal 1 receptor ornAnaV1R3047
Exons: 1
Coding region: 1-918 (305 amino acids)
Biological process (GO): G protein-coupled receptor signaling pathway
Cellular component (GO): membrane
Molecular function (GO): pheromone receptor activity
Source: RefSeq, marked inferred
AUGUCCGCCACCGAACUCUCCUUUGGGAUCAUGAUCCUGCUCCAGUUCGGCAUCGGGCUCUCAGUCAACGUCUUCCUCCUCCUGUUUUAUGCCCGGGUGGUGUCCGGCAGCCACAAGCCCAGCUCCUCGGACCUGAUCCUCGCCCACCUGACCUUGGCCAACACCAUCAUCCUCCUCACCAGUGGAGUCUUAGAGACCCUGUCAGCGUGGGGGCUGAGCAAUUUCCUGGACGACGUCGGAUGUAAGAUCCUCAUCUACCUGUACCGGGUGGGCCGGGGCCUGGCCAUCUGCACCACCUGCCUCCUGAGCGUCUUCCAGGCCGUCACCCUCAGCCCCGGCACCUCCCGGUGGGCGGGGGUCAAAGCCAAAUUGCCCAGAUAUAUCAUCCCCUUCUGCCUCCUCUCCUGGCUCCUCAGUAUGUUCAUCGAUUUCGAUACUCUCAUCUACAUCAUAGGCCCCCAGAACAGCAGCAGCGUUCGGAUCGUACUGGAUCUUAAAUACUGCUCAAAAGUCCACGCUCGCGCGGACGUCGCCCUGAUGAUCGUGAUCGUGCUCUCCUUACGCGAUCUGUCCUUCGUGGGGCUCAUGAGCUUGGCCAGCGGCUACAUGGUGUUUGUCCUGCACAGGCACCGCCGGCGGGUCCGGCACCUCCACGGGCCCGGACGUUCUCCUGGCGCCAAGGCCGAGGUCCGAGCGGUCAAGAGAGUGGUCGCCCUGGUCACCCUCUACGUCCUCCUCUACGGACGGCAGUCGGUCAUGCUGAGCGUCAUCUUAAACACGAAAGAGAGGUCUCCUCUGCUGGUCAGCGGCCACAUGGUGUUUCUUCUCACCUUCUCGGCCUUCAGUCCCCUCCUGAUGAUCCACAGCGACCGGAGGAUGAGAACGUUCUGGAAGACGGAAUCCCCUGAUUCCUCAUAG